AACGACCACAACGAUGAUGAUGACAAUGUUCUUGGUCGUGGGUGCUGUUCGGGUGGUGGUGGUGGUCCUUGCCGUCGUUGUAGCCACGGCAAUGGCGUUGGGGGACCAGGAAGGCGUCGACAGGCUGGGGUCCCUGGGCUGGGAGUCGCUUGCGCCAAGUCUGCACACGCACCUGGCCCACCGCGCCGUGGCCGGCGCCUUCUGGAGUAGCGAGGACGUGUGCCUGCACUCGCACAAGGCGUUUCCCUUCUGCGAGGCCAGCCAGGUGCUGCCGCUGCUGGUCACCGGUGUGGGCCGCAGCGGGACGCACCACAUCUCAAACGUGCUGCAGCUGAAGGGCCUCGACGUCUGCCACGAGCACAUCUGCUCGGACGGCUCCGUUGCCUGGACAUAUGCGGCGGUGGACCCCGACAACAAGUACCCCUGGCAAGGGACCGGGCACGAGAUGAAACACCACCGCUUCCGCCACGUGUUCCACCUGGUGCGCCACCCCUUGCGCAGCAUCGCCAGCCUCACAACGUACCUGGACGACUCGUGGGAGUUCAUCGGCAGGCACACGCCCGAGGUGCCCGGGCUGGCCACCAUGGAGCCCAUCCUGCGCCGCGCCCUCGUGCACUGGGUCACGUGGAACCGCAUGAUCCAGAUCUACGCCGACCAGCGCUUCCGCACAGAGGACACCCCGCCAUCGGUCAUCUGCCUUGCUGCCGGGUUCAACGAGACGAUAUGCGACGUGCACUCGGACCACCACGCGCCACGCGCCCCACGGGAGCACCCCACCAUCAGCUGGAGCGACCUGGCGGCGGUGGACGCGGAGUUCACCAAGGCGGCGAUGAUCCUGGCGCGAGAGUAUGGGUACGAGGUGGAGCCGGGCCACGAUGGGGGGCCUCACUCAAACCACCACCACCACCACGACCAUCACCAACAGGACCCCAAUGAGCACAGCCAAAGUAGCAACAGCACCGCCAAGGAGGAUGGCUGAGGGACGCUGCGAAUGCUUGCUGUGUGGCUCACUGCGCCAUCGCAAACGUGGUGUUUUGGAGACCACGACGCCACGCCUCGACUCCCUUUUGUCUUCCCCUCCCCCCUUCCUUCUUCGCGUUGAUAACCCACGGCUGGCUGACUUGCUCGCACACUCGCACAUCACCAUGCGUUGCGGAUGUUGUAUUAAUAUGUAUCGCUGGGCAGUUACACAGUCCCCAUAAACAAACACACGAACA
Messenger RNA from Salpingoeca rosetta, 1217 nucleotides. RefSeq lists its product as uncharacterized. The coding region runs from base 14 to 979 and encodes 321 amino acids. NCBI's taxonomy places the organism in Eukaryota, Choanoflagellata, Craspedida, Salpingoecidae. The transcript has a single exon. The record is from RefSeq and is a predicted model, not a curated record.